Messenger RNA from Staurois parvus, 318 nucleotides. The record is from the annotation of a GenBank genome assembly. Lineage: Eukaryota; Metazoa; Chordata; Amphibia; Anura; Ranidae.
AUGUAUGUGAAAUGGUUUGAUACAGUAAUGUUUUACAAUGUGAUUUUAGUGUAUUUAGUGAAUGUCACUUUUUGUCAUUUUCAAAUUUCCCACCAGUUCCGUCCCCCGUACGUCCCGACGCUCGCAGGGGACGGAACCCAGAUGACAGAUGCCGGCAUCCACCGGAGUACAUUACAGGGGACACUGCAGGAGGGACAUCGUUGGAGCGCAGGACAAGGUAAGAAAAGAACAGCUGCCGAAGCAGCGCCGCAUGGUAAGCCCGAGUGUAGCUCGGGGUUACCGCUUUUGCUACACUCGGGAAUACCGUCAGGGAGGCUA